CCCUUCGACGCUUCUUCAAUUAGCUAAGUGAGAGCAGAGGGGACGGAGAAAGACGAGAGCAGUCAGGAGUCGAACGUUUAUGAAUACAGCUCGUGCGGUUGUGUAUCGGCAUGCAGAAGUUUAGAUAGCAUUGACUGGACGCAGGACACCAUCUUUUAAACGUAUUAAAACUAUCAGCGCAGUGGUUAAAAUACACGAAAUAAGCCAAGUGGAUUCAUCUAAAAACAGAGAUGGGCUUAAAGCGGAAUCAUCUGCCAACUCCAUCAAAUUCAAGAUCUCGGCUCAGUGCGCUGCUUAGUUUAUUGAUCGCGGUUCUGCCGCUGUGCGCAGCGUUUAAUCUGGACGUGGAGAACCCAACUGUCUACAGCGGACCGAAUGGGAGCUACUUCGGAUAUUCUGUAGAAUUUUAUUUGACCAGUUCAUCAAGCGUCAGCGUCCUUAUUGGUGCCCCCAAAGCCAACACCAGCCAAUUUAACAUCACGGAGGGAGGAUCAGUGUACUACUGUCCCUGGAGCCUGAGCCAAUCACAGUGCAGCGCCAUCGAGUUUGAUGAUCAAGGGGAUCGCAGUUACCACGUCAACGACACUGAUCUCCAAGUGGAGUUCAAGUCCCACCAGUGGUUUGGUGCCACAGUACGUUCCCAUGGCAACACCAUCCUGGCUUGCGCCCCUCGUUACUACUGGAGAACUAAAGAGGACGUCCCGCUCUCGGACGCCACGGGAACCUGCUACCUCUCGGUGGACAACUUCACCAAGUUUGUGGAAUUCGCCCCCUGCCGCACAGAAAGGCACGGCCGCGCCGGUCAGGGGUACUGCCAGGGCGGGUUCAGCGCUGAUUUCACUAAGACUGGGAAAGUAGUUCUUGGAGGGCCAGGGAGCUACUACUGGCAAGGCCAGCUUAUCUCAGCCGCAAAGGAGGAAAUUGUCGAUGCCUACUACCCUCAGUACUUCCUGUUGUUCGUACCGGGCCAGAUCCAGACCCGACAAGCGCAGGGAAACUAUGACGACAGCUAUCUUGGGUACUCUGUGGCAGUGGGGGAAUUCAGUGGAGAUGCAGAAGAAGAUUUUGUGGCAGGUGUCCCAAAAGGAGUCAUGCUCUAUGGCUUGGUGUCCUUACUGAACGGGACCAAUAUGAAAUCGAUGCUGAACUUCACUGGCGAGCAGAUGGGCUCUUAUUUCGGGUAUGCAGUGGCGACCACCGACGUGAACAAUGAUGGGCUGGAUGACCUCCUGGUGGGCGCUCCCAUGUUCAUGGUGCGGGGCUCGGGUGGCCGGCUGGAGGAGAUGGGCCGGGUCUACCUGUACCUGCAGCGGGCGGCUCUGGACAUGGAGCUCAGCCUGCCCCCCCUCACUGGGACUCAAGAGUUCGGCAGGUUUGGGAGCUCCAUCGCCCCUCUGGGAGACCUCAACCAGGAUGGCUUCAACGAUGUGGCCAUCAGCUGCCCGUUCGGAGGGGAAGACCAGCAGGGCGUGGUCCUCAUCUAUAACGGCCACGCCGGCGGCCUUAAGGACACGCCCUCUCAAGUGCUGGCUGGCCAAUGGGCUUCCGCCACCAUGCCGGCCAGCUUCGGCUAUGCCAUCCGAGGAAACAAAGACCUGGACAUGAACGGGUACCCAGAUCUUAUAGUGGGAGCAUUCGGAGUUGACAAGGCGGUUCUGUACAGGGCUCGGCCUAUCGUUAAUGCCAGCGCCUCGCUGACUGUGUACCCCACCAUGAUCAACCCAGAGGAGAAGGCCUGCGUGGUUACCCACGGCAACGAGACUAUCCCUGUCUCCUGUGUCAACCUCAGUUUCUGCCUCUCAGCCAAUGGGAAACACCUGCCAGAUGCCCUAGGGUUUCUGGUUGAGGUGCAGCUGGACCGGUUGAAGCAGAGGCAGAAGGGGGCGGUGAGGAGGGCUCUGUUCCUGGACUCCCAGCAGGCCGUUCUGCAGAAAGCCGUCAGGGUGGCCAACGGGGCCCGCGUCUGCCACGAAACCAAAAUCUACCUGCGGGAUGAGAAGGAAUUUCGGGAUAAGCUCUCCUCCAUCUACAUCGCGCUCAACUUCAGCCUGGACCCCCACGCGGCGGCCGACUCCCACGGCCUGCGCCCCAUCCUCAACUACCAAACCGUGGAGCUCAUGGAGCAGAAGGCCCAGAUUUUGCUGGACUGCGGAGAAGACAACAUCUGCGUCCCUGAUCUGAAGCUGACGGUGCAGGGUGACAAAAAGGAAGUCUUCCUGGGGGACGACAACGCGCUGACCCUCACGUUCAACGCCCGGAACGAGGGCGAGGGCGGGGCGUACGAGGCGGAGCUGUACGUGGUGCUGCCGCCCGAGGCCGACUACAGCGGGAUCGCGCGCAACAACGAGAGCCUGGCCCAGCUGACCUGCAGUUAUGAGACUGAGAACCAGACCCGCUAUCUCAGCUGUGACCUUGGCAACCCCAUGAAGUCUGGCACAAGCCUGUGGGCGGGGCUUCGUUUCACUGUGCCACGCCUACAGGACACGCGCAAGACGGUGCAGUUUGAGCUCCAGAUACGCAGUAAAAAUGAGAAUAACUCACAGAGCGAGCUUGUGCCAUACAAGCUGGAGGUGGCCGUGGCGGCUGAUGUCAUUCUGCAGGGUGUGUCUCACCCAGACAAGGUCAUCUUUCCCCCGCAAAACUGGAAAGCAACCAAGAGGCCGCAGUUGGAGCAGGAUGUCGGGCCUCCAGUUCAGCAUGUGUAUGAGCUGGUGAACAACGGGCCGAGCAUGAUAAGCCACACCCUCCUGGAGCUGCACUGUCCAAUGAGAGUCAAGGCUCAAUGGCUCAUGUACCCAUUGGAGGUGACCACCGUUGGGCCCCUCAACUGCUCCACCGACCGGAUCAUCAACCCCCAGCACCUCAAGCUCCAGCAGUCACCCACUGAGCAGCCGCCCCUGCAGACGCCCAACCCGGCCCACCACAUCGAGAGGAGGGACGCCAACAAGAAUCAGCUGGCCGAACCAGGAAACCUGUCCUGCUCUAGUGUGGAAUGCUGGGUGCUGCAGUGCAAUGUGGGACUCCUGGAGAGGGGCACCAGUGCCAUUCUGAAAGUGCGCUCCCGAAUUUGGGCUGAGACCUUCAUAGAGAGGCCAUACAAACAGUAUGUGUUAGAGUGCUCUGCCAGGUACAGCGUGCAGAAGAUGCCCUAUGCCAUCCUGCCCAAGGAGGCACCCAGCGGAUCCAAAAAGGUGGUGACCCCGGUGGUGUGGAGCAAGCCGGACAGCCAGUACGCCGUGCCCCUGUGGAUCAUCAUACUGGCCAUCCUGGCGGGGCUGCUUCUGCUCGCCCUGCUCAUCUAUGUCCUGUACAAACUGGGUUUCUUCAAGCGAUCCCUGCCCUACGGCACGGCCAUGGAGAAGGCCCAACUCAAGCCCCCGGCCACAUCUGAGGCCUAACCAAACGGGGUGGGGGGUUCCAAAAUCACACCAAACAUUUUUUUUCCCUCUUUGUUAAAUUGGGAAAAGAAAAGAUAAAUAUUUCAUCCACAAAGUAGACCAGGAAACUGCAGGACUGUGUAAUAACAGAUGGCUGUUGAAGAUUUUCAGAGAAAAGACCACUGGAAGUUCAUCUGUACUGCACUAGAAAGAGAAAAACAACCCUAAGUGCUCUAAAACCAAAUGAAUGUUUUUAAUUUAAUUUUUUGUUUUGACAAAGAGCUUUGGGGUUUGGUUUCCGAACAGUGAGAACUUCUAUACCUAAGCCAGACCCAUUUCAGGGAUGCACAGAGUUUGUUUUCGGUUUGGAUCAGGGUGGGGUUGAGGGGUUGAAAUCAGGGCUUGUUCAGUGGUGCAUCGCGCACACACAACCAGAAAAGUGUAGUGAUGUGCGGAACCUCUCCCGUCGUUGAUCUUCAUGGAUAGCCAUACUGGUUCUUUUUUUUAAAAUCCCCACCUGUUGCUUUUUUCUGCUCUUGCUUGCUGUUUCUCAAGACAGAGGAUAUUUUAAUAGAUUUUAUACGUCUUAUUGGUGCUAGAAUCAAGUCCUAUGACUGAAUGUUCCCAGUUGACCACGAGGGCAGAUGAGAAAUGCCUGGUGCCUGUUUGCAAGUGCCCAGUGAGGGUUUCCGCAGAAUUCAACCAGAACGCUGGGAGAAACACGCCCAGGGCCGUAGCCCUCAUCACCAAAGACUUUACUUCACUGAGAUCUCCGUCUUCCAAAGGCGCUUUUAGUGCUUGGACCAAGCUUGGUCUGACACUAAGAGCUUUGGCCAUGAUUACCUUUUAAACCUGUUUAUCUUUCGUCAGGGACUUUUUUUUAUUUUGUGUGAUUGUCCUUUGGGCUUGAUAGUUCUGAAAGGCUUAAAAAGACACUGGGUUUUUAUUCAAGAGGACUGCAGCAAGGGUGAAGGUGUCUUGUAACAGAAUGAAAGUUGUUUAUUAUUUGCUAUGAAGCAAUUUCUGCAAAUCCCCCUGACUUUCUCUCAUCCAGAAAUCAAUGCACAGGUGCUGCUCACCUGGGACAUGACUGGAGCAAUCAUAGACUCUUCUAAUAUGGUGUGAGACUCGUGAAACUGUGUUGAACUUUCUCAUUUAGGGUGUGUUCCCUUAAGCAGAUACAUUUACAGACCACAACUGCUGAGAAUAUUAUGCCUCCAAAGUAUGGUGGGUCCAAAGUGACCUGUGUUGACCUUAUGCCAUGGGUCUGUUAUAAAUUAAAGCACAGACAAUCAAAGCUGGAUAGUGUGGGAUUGGGUGGGGGGAUUGCAGACAUGCUAACAGUGUCUUGUCUGAUGAAACUACAGGAAUAAUUUAGAGUUGUGCACUGCAGUAAAUGAUUAUUAAAUGCAGCAAUAAUGACGUAGAUGCCAAAGAGCACAGGGAAGCCGGUUAGGAGCCAGAAUGGGUGUGGCUUCCUGUGUGUGGCUGUGGAUGCACGUUCACAUGCUUUGAACGCAACAGAACUUGGUAUCAGCAUAUGUAUGCGUCCAUGGGUGGUUGGCCAAAUCUAUAGGGGUCUGUGCAUACACACACAACACCAAAGACAUCCUUCACUGUACCAAUGGCUGCAGCUUCAUCCAGGGACCGAAAAUUCAUGUGUCUUGGGCUUCAAUUUUCUGCCUUUUUUGUGUGUUUGCGUGUGCUUGUGUAUGCAUAUGCUUGCUUGAGUUAGCGAGUGCUUGGAUGCGUGCGCCUGCAUGCGUUUGUGAGUGCUUGUAUGUAUGUGUGUGUGUGUGUGUGUCUGUCUGUGUGUGUGGACGCUUGUGUGUACACGUGUGCGUAUGCGCGAAAGUGCUUGUGUGUUGGUGAGUGAGGGAGAUGGGUGUAUUUUCCUAAUGGCCUGGUCCUCUCCCUUUAUUAACAACAGAUUGCAGAAUCAGGUAUGAAUGGAACAGUCCACCAGCAGUGCUUAGACUAUCCUGUUACUAGACUACAAUCUGGACAGAGUGGUUCAGCCCAAAACACAGUGAUUCAUUGUGGCUGGGAGCUGCAGUGGCUGUUUAUGUACUUGACUGGGAAAGGGCUGGACUGUACUGGUAUGUCCAAGUCACCUGUAAGGGACAGCAGCUGGGUAUUGGGGAAACUUAAAACUGUUUUAAGUGCAAUAUUAUUUUAUUUUUAUCUUCAGUAUCUAGGAUAGGUUCAGAGCUUAGAGGCUGACCCAACUGCAGUCACCGCCACCUUCAAAAGAAAAAAGUCACUGAACUGAACUUUGGGGACAGUUUGACUUACUGUGUCCAUUUUGUUUUUAUUUCUGAGUCCCAGUCCACAUAAAAGCCUCAAAUUUCUCUCAAGCAAUUUGGAUUUAAAACCAGCUGUUCGCUCACCCCAAGUCAUUAUUAAUGAUGAUUUUUUUUUGUGUUAGUACUGUACAAAUUAGAAGUACAAGCAAUUAUUUAUACUACUACAAGUUGUUUGGAAAAAGAAACACUUUUUAAAAAAUGUCAAUAGGAGAAAGCACUGGGUCUGUCCUUGUUUUUAGGAUGUCUCUUCCAUUCGUUUUUGAGUUGUAAAUAUGUAUCUAGUGAGGAGACUAUUUGAAAAUUCAAUGGAAAAACUGAUUUGUUGUGAAAUUUCCUUUCCCCAUAUUGGGGGGAAAUGUUAUGGUGUUUAAAAAAUGUUUCCUUGUAUUGUAUUUUACUGUUUGCAUUUCAAAUAAAAUUUUCAAUUUUUACUAAAA
This is a messenger RNA of Anguilla anguilla (European eel), 6120 nucleotides long. It is a transcript of the gene itga5, whose product is annotated as integrin, alpha 5 (fibronectin receptor, alpha polypeptide). The record is from RefSeq and is a predicted model, not a curated record. The transcript is spliced from 30 exons. NCBI's taxonomy places the organism in Eukaryota, Metazoa, Chordata, Actinopteri, Anguilliformes, Anguillidae. Gene Ontology annotation, biological process: cell-matrix adhesion; cell adhesion mediated by integrin; integrin-mediated signaling pathway. Gene Ontology annotation, molecular function: integrin binding. Gene Ontology annotation, cellular component: integrin complex; external side of plasma membrane. Bases 231 to 3398 code for a protein of 1055 amino acids.